UUUUAUCCCGAACCCUUCUCCCAACUUCUCAUCUCAAGCGGCCUUCUCCAUCCAACUCCUCCUCUCCUUCCAACUCCUCUCCGGUAAACCCCUCUCCGGCAAACCCCUCUCCGCGAACCACUCCUCCGAACUCCUCUCCGUCAAGACCACGGGAUUAAUCACCUUAUUCCUUCAACUCUUCAUUCCAUAAUCUCUUCGACUCCGUUGCCUCAUUCACGCUUCGUCAAGUGGCAGAUCCCGGUGCUGAGGCGAUCGACCACGACAGAUCGACCCAGCUCUUCACCUCCUUCGCCCCCGACGCUGAGGCAGUUUGACCACGGCAGAUCCCGGUGGCUUCUGGUAUGCUACUGUCUAACUCCUCUCCGGUGAACCCUCUCCGUGAACCUCUCGUCGGUGGUGAACCCCUCUUCGGUGAACCCCUCUUCGCCGAACGAUGCUCUACCAAAGCCGUGCGACAUUUUCUUUCCCUUUUUAUGUGGCAUUCAUCAUCCUCAGGUUGGAGGGUAAGCGCUUCUCGAAGCAUGGAGACUCAUCACUUGAUUUCACUGCAUCAAGGAAUCCCUCUUUCAAUCGUACUUUUUUGGGGAGGAAGUUAGUUGGUUACGAUCGUGAGAUUCUGAAACCCUCUUCUUUUUGUUUGUUUUCUCUGAUGUUUUGCUUUAAGAAGGUUUAUGCCCUAGCGAUUUCUUUCUUUGAACUUUUCCUCUUGAUGUCGUGGUCCGCCAUUGCUGCUGCUCUUGCUCUAAUUGUACUCGAUUUCCAGGAUGCCCGUCCUUCCCUCGAGAAGGUUUCCUAUUCAUUGUUACUGUUCUUUUGUGGGAUGUUCAUCACUGUUGAUGGCUUUAACAAGACUGGCUUACCAAGCGCUUUGUGGGAUUAUAUGGAACCCUAUGCGCGCAUCGACACUGCUAGUGGAGCUUUAGUCCUAACUGUUGUUAUUCUUUUUCUCUCAAAUGUUGCCUCCAACGUACCAACUGUCUUGUUACUUGGAGCUCGGGUGGCAGCUUCUGCUGCAGAAAUUUCUCCUGGUGAAGAGACCAAGGCAUGGCUCAUGUUGGCUUGGGUCAGCACAGUUGCAGGAAACUUGCCACUUCUGGGAUCUGCUGCCAAUUUGAUAGUAUGCAAACAGGCUCGCCGGUCUUAAUCUUUCGGCUACAACCUCUCUUUUCUCACCCAUUUGCGAUUCGGAUUCCCAUCGACAAUCAUUGUUACAGUUGCUGGGUUGCUGUUUAUGACAUGAGAAAUUAUAAGCCAUCAACCAAGAUUGUAGAGAUUCAAAGAAAUGAGAAAAAUGCAUGGAAGCAGCCGUGAUGAUAGGCA
This is a messenger RNA of Zingiber officinale, 1320 nucleotides long. RefSeq names its product silicon efflux transporter LSI3-like. The coding region runs from base 434 to 1144 and encodes 236 amino acids. NCBI's taxonomy places the organism in Eukaryota, Viridiplantae, Streptophyta, Magnoliopsida, Zingiberales, Zingiberaceae. Gene Ontology annotation, cellular component: membrane. Gene Ontology annotation, biological process: transmembrane transport. The transcript is spliced from 5 exons. The record is from RefSeq and is a predicted model, not a curated record.